This is a messenger RNA of Populus trichocarpa (black cottonwood), 1793 nucleotides long. RefSeq names its product probable protein phosphatase 2C 24. The coding region runs from base 203 to 1522 and encodes 439 amino acids. The record is from RefSeq and is a predicted model, not a curated record. Gene Ontology annotation, molecular function: protein serine/threonine phosphatase activity; cation binding. Lineage: Eukaryota; Viridiplantae; Streptophyta; Magnoliopsida; Malpighiales; Salicaceae. Gene Ontology annotation, biological process: protein dephosphorylation. Gene Ontology annotation, cellular component: nucleus; cytosol. The transcript has 4 exons.
UACCCGUGGCUACCAUGCUAAAGCAAAAAGGAAAGAGAGAGAGCGCUGGCAGGCCUGUGAUUUUGAAGCUCUCGCUUAAGCGCUCGAGCGCUCUCUUUUCAUCAUCUCUCUCCAGUUUCAAUUCUCUAACCCCACAUAAGCUACUUAACUAAGAGUAGGGUUGACGAUUUUGUGGGAGGAGGGGUGAUAAUUUAGUGUUUAAAUGGCUGAUAUUUGCUGUGGAGUAGCGAGGGAGAACGAGGCAUCGUCGACGCCAUGUGAGCCAACUUCAAGAGCAGCUAGGCGGAGAAGAAUGGAGAUCAGACGGUUCAAAUUUGUUCCAGGAGUGGCCUCAACAGAAACUGAAGCUGAUGACAUAGGCGCUCAUAAAAAGCAGAAACUACAACUUAACGAGAGUGUUAGUAGUCCAUUUUCUCGUGACUGCCAAAACGCAGUAGAGAAUUUUUUUUCUGAUCAUCGCAGCACAGAUGAGAAAAAACUGUUGGAGAAUGGAAAAUCAUCAGAACUUAAAAUUUCAAGGCAGUACUCUUUGAAUCUAACUUUAAGUCCCUCCAUUUUAUCAACACUUUCAAUUGAUCCUCCGGAGCUGUUUCCAAAAUUUGGGGUGGCUUCAGUUUGUGGAAGGAGAAGAGACAUGGAAGAUGCAGUAGCAAUUCACCCCUCUUUCUGUCGCAAAGACCAUGAAACCACGACCGAGUUACACUAUUUCGGUGUCUAUGAUGGACACGGUUGUUCUCAUGUGGCAGUAAAGUGUAAGGAGAGAAUGCAUGAGCUGGUGAAAGAGGAGGUGGAGAGCAAGGAGGAGUGGAAAAGCGCAAUGGAAAGAAGCUUUCGGCGGAUGGACAAGGAAGUGAUAGCGUGGAAUCAAGGGAUGGAGAUUAGGGCGAAUUGCAGGUGUGAAAUGCAAACUCCAGAAUGCGAUGCUGUUGGAUCUACUGCUGUUGUCGCCGUUGUAACUCCUGAUAAAAUCAUUGUCGCUAACUGUGGUGAUUCACGAGCUGUCUUGUGUCGUAAUGGCAAACCUCUCCCUCUUUCUUCUGAUCACAAGCCUGACCGUCCGGACGAGCUUAACCGGAUCCAAAACGCGGGUGGCCGGGUCAUCUACUGGGACGGGCCAAGGAUUCUUGGAGUUCUUGCCAUGUCAAGAGCCAUAGGUGAUAACUAUCUAAAACCAUACGUCAGCUGCGAGCCAGAGGUAACAAUAAUGGAUCGAACGGCAGAGGAUGAUUGCUUAAUACUGGCAAGCGAUGGCCUUUGGGACGUGGUGUCCAACGAGACAGCAUGUGGGGUGGCUCGUAUGUGUUUGAGGGCGAAAGAACACGCGCCGCCUCCAUGUCCACCUAGGUUGGUGGAGAAUAAUGAGGUUUUGGGGAUAACCACCAGCAGCAGCAGCAGCGGGAGCGGGGAAAUGUCGGACAAGGCGUGCUCUGAUGCCUCAAUGUUGCUGACGAAGCUGGCGCUGGCCAGGCACAGUACUGACAAUGUGAGCGUGGUCGUGGUGGAUUUAAGGAAAGACACGUAGCAAAGCAACCCAAUAAAUGCUCUUAUCAUCUCUUUUUUAUUAUUCAUUUUUCUAAAUGUUUUUCGAUGGUUGAGUGAUAAGGUUAAGGGGAAAAAAAAUGAUGGGUGGGUUUGUAUCUCCUCUGCAAGGAGGAAAAUGGGAAUAGAAAAAUAUCAACUGAUCAAAGAAAAUCAGGAGACCAGCUGUAUUUGUUGGGUUUUUUUUUUAAUUUAUUUAUUUUAAAUGAAAUCAUCUUUGCCAAAAUUGGGAUGCUAGCCUGCAGCCCAUAUAA